AUGAUCAGCUCCUUCCCCAGUCGAAGCAGCAUAAGUCCAUUUCGAAAAAGCUUUAAUUUGGACAGAGAUGAAGCUGUUACUACGGAGAGUAAUACUAAAAAGCCUAAGAGACAAUCAUUGAGAAUCAUCACUGGUGUAGAUUCUCAUCAAUCAAACUCAUCUAUCAGCUCACCCUCUCGUGUUCGUCAAAGACUAUCCUCUUUAUUCCGUUCAUCAUCUCCAGUCGUCAUGACAUUGAAGGAGACAUUUAGUAAUAGCAACCUCAGUCAAGAUCAUUCGUGUCAGACAAAGAGACAAGCAUCCUUCUCCACUGUAUCAUUUGCUUCGGUUGCUGAGCAAUCGCAAGAACAACCACCGACGCUAUUACAAUCUCUCGGUGAUAACAACUCCAGCACAACGCUUAGCUCUUCAUCAGAAGCUUCCGAUCACAUGCCUGCAUCUCCCGCAGAUGGGGCUGCUACAACCGCUGCUAAUACAUUCACCCACCAUCAUCGCAAUAGCAAGAGUAUCACAGACCCAUCCUUUUGGCAGCCUCAUUCUAUCAAGAGCAACAUGAUGUCACUUUCAUAUGAGGCGCCACCACCUAGCCCUCCGCCUCAUAAAGAGCAUCAGCCAUCAUUGGCAUACCAAGUACAUCAAAUCCUGGGUUCAGCAUUGGAUGAAGUGGAUGAGGAAAUUGAGCAGGAUUGGGAAGAUAGCCGUAAUAAAUUACGCCAAUCGCUGCUUUUACCAAAGACGUGUGAACGCAUUUACUAG
This is a messenger RNA of Mucor velutinosus, 756 nucleotides long. RefSeq lists its product as uncharacterized. The coding region runs from base 1 to 756 and encodes 251 amino acids. The transcript has a single exon. The record is from RefSeq and is a predicted model, not a curated record. Lineage: Eukaryota; Fungi; Mucoromycota; Mucoromycetes; Mucorales; Mucoraceae.